Molecule: messenger RNA, 816 nt
Organism: Schistocerca cancellata (South American locust)
Lineage: Eukaryota; Metazoa; Arthropoda; Insecta; Orthoptera; Acrididae
Product: nematocyst expressed protein 3-like
Exons: 4
Coding region: 1-816 (271 amino acids)
Source: RefSeq, a predicted model, not a curated record
AUGAAUCGACCAGAGGCGCCGUGCUGUGGUCCUGUUGUUUAUAGAUUAAUCUCGCCGUCGAAGUGCCCCGAGCUGGAGGCCACGAGUCACGGAGGGAAACAGGCCGGCUCUCAAGUUGUGCGUCACCCCGGCGAGGGCGCCUGCAACUAUGCACUGACUGGCUGUGCAGGAGCCUCCUCGCCGCUGACACUCGCCACCCUGCCUGCUGUUGCAGCCGCAGCCGCAGUCCAGCCAGCAGCAGCUCCCGCGGCCGAUGCGCCUGCCAUGAGCCGGGAGGAGGGCGGGGUGCGCGCGCACCGCUCGCGGCUGCUGGCGCUGUCGGAGCUGCCGCCGGCGCCCUCGGCGUCGCCGUCGCUGCCCCCGUCGGCGUCGGCGCCCGGACCGACGCCGGUGCCCGCGCCGCGCGCCGCCUCUGCCGGCAAGUCGGGCCGCCGGGCCGCCACGGCGCCGCGCCCGCUGGUGCGCGACGACCCCAGUUUCACGCCCAACAUCGAGCACCUCGUGUUCCCCGACCGCCGCAACAGCAAUCCCAGCGUCCAGCACAAGGUGAGCUACCGCCCGCCCCCAAUGGGCUACACUCAAGGCCACACGCUGCCGGGUACUGGCAGCGGCAGCCGCGGCAAGGCGGGCAGCAGCAGCAAGGCUUGCCGGUCGCGGCUGGCCGAGGUGUUCGCGCUCAGCCGGCAUGCGCACUCCUGCAGCGCCGCCAACCCGCCCGACAAGGCAAAGCCCGCCAAGGCCUCCAGCUCCAAGAAGGGCUCCGCCGCCUCCAACAUUGUUAUUGUUAUUAGUCCUACAAUGAUCGGAUGUCCAUAG